Messenger RNA from Cydia splendana, 1514 nucleotides. RefSeq names its product proton-coupled amino acid transporter-like protein pathetic. Bases 109 to 1503 code for a protein of 464 amino acids. Gene Ontology annotation, molecular function: L-amino acid transmembrane transporter activity. The transcript has 9 exons. Lineage: Eukaryota; Metazoa; Arthropoda; Insecta; Lepidoptera; Tortricidae. Gene Ontology annotation, biological process: amino acid transmembrane transport. The record is from RefSeq and is a predicted model, not a curated record.
AGUAUAUUUUCUGGUUGACUGUACACAACAAGGUUGAACACAUGUAGACGAUCUGAGAGUUAAUUGACUCAAAGAUCACGACAGAGCAGGUUGUGUGUUGCUGAUAACAUGGAACUGACUUGUGUCAAUCACAACAACCACACACAAACAGAGGUGGAUCCAAAGAUCAAACCGCCUCCACAACCGCCGCCAGCUGAUGAGCCAGCUCAGAAAUUUGUGAGGCAUUACGAUAAGGAACCCUUUGACUUUGUCUCUGAACGGAACCUGUCCAAAUCUACCAACGUCCUUGAAUCGACUGGUCAUCUAAUAAAAGGAUGCCUUGGAGGUGGCAUAUUAGGCAUACAUGAAGCGUAUAUGAAAGCGGGGCUAUGGACUUCGCUCGUUCUGACGGUAGUCUACGGGUUCUAUAUCACGUACUGCGUACAUUUACUAGUAAAAUCAGCGCAAGUGCUGUACCAAAGACUGCAUGUGACCACAUUGUCGUACCCUGACGUGGCCGAGGCUGCCAUGGAGAUCGGCCCAUUCCCCACGCUGAGGAAAUACAGUAAGUGGUUCAGGUACGCAGUAGACACAGUCAUCUGCAUAGAUCUGUUCGGUGCCUGCUGCGUUUACCAGAUUAUCAUAGCGAAGACAGUCCUCCAAGUAGCCGAGGGCGUGGACGAUGACAUAAGCAGACUCCGGCUAUAUGUGCUCAUCCUGCUGGUCCCUAUACUGCUGAUGUGCAUGAUAACCACGUUGAAGUACUUGGCGCCUUUUACGUUGCUUGCCGAUGUGUUUAUCGUGGUAUGCGUGGUAGCGACAUUAUACUACAGUAUGCGCGACCCCCCACCAAUCAGCACCAUCCCUGCUUGGAAAGAUGGCAUGGGCCUGUUCGAGUUCAGUGGCAUUGCCAUCUUCAGCAUGGAGGGCAUCGGGGUCUCGCUGCCUAUUGAAAACAAUAUGAAAGACCCCCUCAAGUUCUCCACCGUGCUUUGCGCUAGUAUGUGCGUUGUGGUUUCAUUUUUGAUCUUGGUUGGAUUUUUUGGCUACUGGGGAUUUGGAGAGCUUUCGAUAUCACCAGUGACUCUGAACUUCCCUAUUGAUAGCGCGUUCCCAGUAGUCCUAAAGUGCCUAAUGGGCAUAAUGAUAUUCAUAACCUUCGCGCUAAAUUUCUGGGCGCCUUUCAACCUGGUAUGGCACUACAUGUCUAAGAAACACGAUCCUAAGAAGCACUGGCUAUGGGAAAGGGUGUACAGAGCUGUGUUCAUCGUUGGCAUUAGCGCUAUCGCUAUUGGAUUUCCUAAUAUCGGAAAUUUGAUGGGUUUGCUCGGAGCUUUUUGCCUGUCAAAUAUGGGCUUCAUCUUUCCCGCCAUCAUUGAACUACUUGUCAUUUGGGAGGACCCAGGGCUAGGCAAAUACAAAUGGCGUCUAUGGAAAAAUGUUUUAGUGCUACUAGUAGGCGUCCUGUUCUUUUUUGCCGGGACUUAUUCCAAUUUAAAAGGACUAAUAUCUAACUUACAAUGACCCAUGAUGUA